AUGGCCCCGUUCAGCUGGGCCGCCGCCCGGGACAUGGCCGUCAUGACGUCAGCGGUGGUGCUGGCAGCCUGCCACCUGUUCUUCUGCUUCAUCGCGGCCGCGCGAUCCGCGCACCUGGCGCAACCGCCCGGGGGACGCGCCCCGGGCUGCGGCUGGGGCGGCUGCGUGAGUCUGCCGCUUGGCCCGAACGAGGCGGUGGACGUGCCCCGGGAGAAGUACACGGCGGACGCGAGCUUGCUGGAGCAGGUGACGGUGAACUUCGUGGUCACGAUUCUGGUUGCGACGGCUGGGUCGUUGUUGGUAGCGUGGACGCACUGA
Messenger RNA from Klebsormidium nitens, 318 nucleotides. NCBI's taxonomy places the organism in Eukaryota, Viridiplantae, Streptophyta, Klebsormidiophyceae, Klebsormidiales, Klebsormidiaceae. The record is from the annotation of a GenBank genome assembly.